AUGGAUCAACAAGCUGAUGAUGCUCAAAAAAACAUUGAAAUAUGGAAAGUCAAGAAAUUGAUUAAAUCCUUGGAAUUAGCAAGAGGUAAUGGUACUUCAAUGAUUUCUUUAAUUAUACCACCAAAAUCUCAAAUUUCAUUUUAUCAAAAAUUAUUAACUGAUGAAUAUGGUACUGCUUCAAAUAUUAAAUCAAGAGUUAAUAGAUUAUCUGUCUUGUCUGCAAUCACUUCUACUCAACAAAAAUUAAAAUUAUAUACAAAGGUUCCACCAAAUGGGUUAGUUCUUUAUUGUGGUGAUGUUAUAACUGAAGAAGGUAAAGAAAAAAAAUUAAAUAUUGAUUUUGAACCUUUUAAACCAAUUAAUACUAAAUUAUAUCUUUGUGAUAAUAAAUUCCAUACUGAAGCUUUAUCUGAAUUAUUAGAAAGUGAUGAUAACUAUGGAUUUAUCGUUAUGGAUGGUAAUGGGUCUCUUUUCGGGUUAUUAUCUGGUAAUACAAGAACUAUUAUAACAAAAUUUACUGUUGAUUUACCAAAAAAACAUGGUAGAGGUGGUCAAUCUGCUUUACGUUUCUCAAGAUUGAGAGAAGAAAAAAGACAUAAUUAUGUUCGUAAAGUUGCUGAAGUUGCUGUACAAUGUUUUAUUACAAAUGAUAAAGUUAAUGUUAAUGGUUUAGUUUUAGCUGGUUCUGCUGAUUUUAAAACUGAAUUAUCAAAGUCUGAUUUAUUUGAUAAUAGAUUACAAUCUAAAAUUGUUAAAAUUGUUGAUAUUUCUUAUGGUGGUGAAAAUGGUUUUAAUCAAGCUAUUGAAUUAUCUGCAGAAUCUUUAGCAAAUGUUAAAUUUAUCCAAGAAAAGAAAUUAAUUACACAUUAUUUCGAUGAAAUUUCUCAAGAUACUGGUAAAUUUUGUUAUGGUGUUGAAGAUACAUUAAAAGCUUUGGAAGCUGGUUCAUGUGAAACUGUUAUUGUCUAUGAAAAUUUAGAUGUUGUACGUUAUACUUAUAAAGAUUCUGAAGGUAAUGAAGUUAUUGUUCAUGCUUCACCAGAACAAGAAGAUCAAACUUUUAACAUUGAUAAGAACACCGGUACAGAAAUGGAAUUAGUUUCUGAACAAGUUUUAUUAGAAUGGUUAGCUGAAUCUUAUAAAAAUUUUGGUGCAACUUUAGAAUUCAUUACUGAUAGAUCAAGUGAAGGUGCUCAAUUCGUUAGAGGUUUUGGUGGUAUUGGUGCACUUUUACGUUAUGCUUUGAAUUUCGAACAAUUGGUUGAUGAAUCUUCUGAUGAUGAAUAUUUUGAUGAUGAUGAAGAUUUCAUUUAA
Messenger RNA from Hansenula ciferrii, 1314 nucleotides. It is a transcript of the gene SUP45, whose product is annotated as translation termination factor eRF1. The coding region runs from base 1 to 1314 and encodes 437 amino acids. Gene Ontology annotation, biological process: cytoplasmic translational termination. The transcript has a single exon. The record is from RefSeq and is a predicted model, not a curated record. Lineage: Eukaryota; Fungi; Ascomycota; Saccharomycetes; Phaffomycetales; Wickerhamomycetaceae. Gene Ontology annotation, cellular component: cytosol; translation release factor complex. Gene Ontology annotation, molecular function: translation release factor activity, codon specific; sequence-specific mRNA binding.